Phalaenopsis equestris is the source of this 492-nucleotide messenger RNA. Its product is annotated as zinc finger protein ZAT5-like. Bases 1 to 492 code for a protein of 163 amino acids. The transcript has a single exon. The record is from RefSeq and is a predicted model, not a curated record. NCBI's taxonomy places the organism in Eukaryota, Viridiplantae, Streptophyta, Magnoliopsida, Asparagales, Orchidaceae.
AUGGAAGAAUCUACCAUAAUGAAAGAGAAGAGAACCAAGCGGCAAAGGCAUCACCUUUUGCCCCACGUAGUAUCAUAUGUAUUGUCUCCAACAACCUGCGCGGAGAUUUCUAAGAGCCCAAAUGAGGAGGAAGAAGACAUGGCUAAUUGUCUCAUACUCCUUGCCGGAGGUGGAUACAAGCCAAAGCUCAACGAAAGAGAGGAAGCGACCACCGCCGUGAACAUUACGAGCGGGCGAGUCACAGAGCCGGCAAACACCACCGGCAGCAAGGCUGGAAAUAAUGUCCACCAAUGCCGAGAUUGCAAUUUGUGCUUUUCCUCACAUCAGACGCUUGGCGGGCAUCGUGCUAGCCAUAAUAAAAAAUCGAAGCUUUCGAUUCCCCUCACGUCGGGGGUGAUGAAUGUGAAUUCAAUUCAAUUGACCGUUAACUCGUUCUCUUUGUCAGCCACGAUCAAGGUUAAAAGCCACAAAUGUUCGGUCUGCAGCAAUUAG